This is a messenger RNA of Pedinophyceae sp. YPF-701, 4914 nucleotides long. Lineage: Eukaryota; Viridiplantae; Chlorophyta; Pedinophyceae. The record is from the annotation of a GenBank genome assembly.
AUGACCGUUCCAGACUCCGCCGAGCCGAGCGGCGCCUCCGGGGGCGUCCUCGGCGGCUCCCUGCAGCCCACCACGUCCGCGGCGUCAGGUCAGACUGCGAAGAAGAAGUCGGGCGGGCAGCGGAAGACCCCCGCGCAGCUGGCCGUGCUCGAGGCGCACUUCGCGACGGACAAGAACCCGUCCAAGGGCGUCCGCGAGAACCUGGCGGCCGAGACCGGCCUCGAGGUCGAGCAGGUCGCGCGCUGGUUCCAGACGCGUCGGAAGCGCGAGCGCGACACAAAGGCAAAGGAGGCCGUGCGCGCGCAGCUGGCGGGCGAGGGCGCCGCGGGCGAGGACGAGAAGGUAGCCGCUGGACCGGCGAUCGUCGCGCCGGAGGUGGCCGCGGCGGAGCAGACGGCUGCGUCGCUGGCGGCACGCGCCGCAACCGCCGCCGACAAAAAGGAGGCCGCGCGGCUGGAGCGGGAGCGCGCGAAGCUGGAGAAGCAGGUGGCGCGGCAGCGGGAGCGGCUGGAGAAGGCGCGGGUGAAGGAGGAGGCGCGGUUGGCGCGGGAGCGGGAGCGGGCGGAGGCGCGGAUGGCAAAGGCGCGGGAGAAGCUGCAGAAGCAGAAGGCGAAGGAGGAGCAGCGGGCGCAGCGAGGGGAGGAGAAGGGGGCGCGGCGUGGGGGGCAGGGGGGCGAGGGACGGGCUGCGUGGAUGGGCGGGCGGAGGCCGGCGUUGCCGGACGAUCUGGAGCUGGAGGCGGAGGAGCUGAAGAAACGGCACCAGGCGUUGGUGCAGGCACAGCUGGAGCGCAUCGCGGGCGGCGCGGAGCCCACAGCGGAGCAGCGGGCGCAAGCGCUCGCCAGCGUGCCGGCCCCCACGCCCGUCGAGCUCCCGCCCGCCUACCUGGAAGCGCGGCCGCUCGCUGAGUCGCCCGGCUGGUCCGAGCUCGCCCACGCCGUGCGAUCGACUCCCCAGCCGCCCCCCACGUGGACAGACUCUGACACCAACGUCUUCGACACAGCGGCGGGGGGGGUGUUUUUUGUUUGGUCGAUCGUGUCGACCUUCGGAGCAUCCUUCGGCGCACCGGCCUGCGCGCCGGCGCAGCUCGCGGCGGCGUUCGUGCAGGGCCAGGCGUCCCCGCUGUUGUCGGGCAUCGCUGUGGGAGCGUUGCGGAGCGUGGCGGGCGACGCGGAGCGGUGCGCGGCGUCGGGCGCGGCGCAGGCCGGGGCGCUCUCUGCGGAUGCGGACCGGCGCGCGGCGUACAUCGGUCUGGAGGCCCGUGCGUGGGGGUUGGACCCUGCUGCCUGGGAGGGCACAACCGACGCGCUGACGUGGCCGGAGAUCCUGCGUCAGGUGGCGCUCGCGUCCGGGGCCGGUCCACGGCGCAGGGGCGCCGGGCGGGGGAAGGGUCCCGCAUGGACGGCGCACGGUGUGGGUGCGGCAGCGCACGUGGGUGCGAGCGCUGUGGGGGGCGCGUUCGAGGAUCUGGUGGACGACGGGGCGGGCGGGAAGCGGCUGGAGUGCCCCAGGAGGUUUCGGGCGGGGUCGAUCAAGCACGCGAUGUGGCACGUUCUGUCAAAGGUCGGACCCGAGGGCAUGCGAACCCGGCAGAUUGUUCGUGAGAUGAGGAAUGCUGGUCUGGCCAGCGUCACGAAGUCGAAGACUCCCGAGGUGUCCGUGAACGGCGCGGCGCUGAAGGACUCGGUGUUUCACAAGGUCAAGCCCGGGGUGUGGGCACUGUCGUCGGUCGUGAAGGGCUCGGAGGCCGGCGGGAGCAGGAGAGGCGUCGAAGGCCACGACGGCAGUCGAGGAAACGCGACUUCCGACAAGGCGGGCAACCAGGACGAUGCCGAGAAGGGCAACGACGGCGCGCACAGCGACGGAAUCGACUCGAGCGGCACCGACACGGACAACGAAGAGACGGAAGGCCACACCCUCACGCGCCGCUGGCGCCACGCCCCGUGGGCCGCAAACCUCCUGCGAUGCGACUUCGACGACCUGCCGGUGCUGCGGCGCAUCGAGGCGAUCGAGUGGCUCUGCCAGCUGCUGCUCGAGGUCCCCACCGUACGCGCGGAACUCGAUGCGAGGGAGGAGGAAGCUGCGCGGCUGCGGCGGAUCCGGCUCGAGGAGUCCCGGCGGCUGCGAGGGUUGAGCGCGAGCCUCGCGGUGCAGCUGGACGCCGCGCGGCGGCGCAGGGACGCCGCGGCGGGCGUCGCGCGGCAGCUGGGGGCGGCGGGCGUCAACGUACGCGCGCCGCUGACGCAGGACGCGAUCCGGCUGGCUGGACAGGCCGCAGUGGAGCUUGGCUGGUCUGACAAGGUCGAGUCCGCCGCGGGGGGGGCGCGUGCGGCGCGGCAGUGGGACGAGCGGCUCGCAGCGUGGAUGGCAGGCGUCGGGGACCAAGUGGGCAAUGCGGUUCGCGCGCAGCGCGACGCCGUGGACGCGACGGUGUUCACAGCAGCGGCGGAGAUCGCUGCGGACGCGGGCGGCGGCGUCGAGGGCGAAGCGGCGGCUGCGGCGCACCUGAGCAGGCCUGACGUCAUCAACACGCAGGUGGAGCUCGGGCGCCGCCAACGCGAAGCCGCGGCAGCCGUGCGCGCGGGCCCGUGGCCGCGGCCACCGGACGACGCGGCGGCCUCGACGGCGCCCUCCGCUGCGCAGCUCGUCGCUGAAGACGAGGCUGCCGUUGCGGAGCUGGAAUCGAAGGAGCGCGCGGCGCAGGCCGAGCUUGACACCCUCGCGGAGGCCAUCAACGCGCGGCUGGCGUCGUCGGCGCUCGCCGUGCGCGAGCGCGAGCUCGGCUGCGACCGUCGCGGGAACCGGUACUGGGCGCUGCCAACUGGGGUGCACAGCGGCAGGCGCGCAGGGGUCGUGGAGCUGCCGCGGGCCGGGGCGCACGGCACGCGCUGGCUCGCGCUUCCGGAGCCCGACCGGCUGAAGCGGAUGGCGGAGGAUGCUCUGGACGACAGGGGCGCGCGCGAGAGCGUGUUGUGUGCGUCGAUCCGCGCACUGCCGCGCCUCGCGCCGGCUGGGGCGGCCGUCGACGAGGACGUGCCGCUACCGGAGCCGCCGCUGCCGAGCGAGCGUCUCCGCGCUCUGCUUCACCACCCGCCGCCGUCGGGGGUCACACCCCCCAAGGAGGACUUGCGGGCAGGGGGGGUGUUUCGCGACGCGGCGGUCGCGGCCAUCGCGAGGCGGCUGCGUGCCGCAGCGGCGCGCCUGCCGGCUUCAGCCUUCCCGGAGGGCUUCGUUCGCGGCGUGUGGGAGGAGGAGGUGUCCGCCGCCACGUCCCCCGGGGCCCUCAUCGGAUGCCUCACUGCGCUCGAGGCGGCGGUCGGCGGCGGCGACUGGGCGCACCCCAGCCUGAUCGUCGGCACGCCCGGCAAGGAACAGCCCGUCGUCGGCCGCGCGUGGGCGACGCGGCAGUGGGGAUUCUACGACUUCAUGGAGCCGCCGCACUCCGCGCCGCCGACCGGCCCAGCGCCGUGGCGCGGCGUGCGCCUGCCGUCGAAGCGCCCGAGCGCCGCUGCUGCGCCGGACCCGGCGGAGCCGGCCGCGGAGGAUGCUGCGGGGUCGGAUGCGCCGCCUGCAACCGCGACGCCGCGGCAGCGCCACACGCUGGCGUGGCUGCCGGAGACGACCGCGGCCGCGGCGUGGCGCGCGGCGUUCGUGGACAGCGUCCUCGCGUUCCCGCGGGAGUCCUCGGGGGUGUUUGGUGACACGGAGAUCCUGAUGGCCGUGCGGGCGCUGAUGCCGCCGUUCAUACCCGAGAGGACUGCGUCAGGUGCCACGGUCGCAUACCCAGCGCUGUCCAGCCAGGCGGCGCCGCUGCUGUCGGACGACGGGCGCGUGGUGGAGAGCGUGCGGCCGUCGGAUGCGUUCCGGCGUCCCCCGCUCGCGGCAUCGUCCGGGCCUGCGCACAUCUGGAGCGUGCUUGGCAGUACGCCGGAGAUGCAGAGCGCGUACCUGACCGCGCCGUCCGCGGCGAUCGACGCGCCGCUGCCGCACUUUGCGUUCCCGGCGCUGCCAAAGCCGCAGCUGAAGCUGCCGCCGAGUGCGUUGCUGCCCAAGCCCGCGGCGACCAGCGCGGAGAAGAAGGAAGGCCCGAACCAGGAGGGAGGGCCGCCGGAGCUGAAGGUGCGCGCUUCGAAGGAGCUCGGGAGGAGCAGGGUUUCAGAGAUCGUCGCGGGCGACGACGACGGCCUGGACGAGGACCUCGACCUUCCCACGUCGCCCAGCUCCUCCGAACACGACCGCGGCGAACCCGACCCCGACUUCGACGCCGACAUGGACGAAGGCGGCCUCAGCCCGGACGCGUUCGCCGAGUCAGACCCCUCCGCGGAGCUCGACGACGACGAGAGCGACGACGACUCGGAUGUGUCCGAGUGGGGGGGGCGCUCGCGGCGUGGCCGCAACGCGAAGAAGCGGGCCGCGCCGACGCGCAGGUCGGCGCGCGGGGCGGCGGCUGCGCCGCAGCGGAAGCGGCCUGCGCGGGGAAAGCAGCAGAGCGCGGAGGUAUACGAGAGCCUGUCGGAGGCGUCGGCAGGGGGGGAGUCGGAGGAGGACUUUGACGACGCGUCGGACUUCAGCGACGAGUCGGACGGCGGGCGGCCGGCGAAGAAGGCGCGAGGGCGAGGCGCGGGCGCAGGCAGGGCUGCGGUACCUGCGCCACCGCGGAAGCCACCUGCGUCGGCCGACGGCGGAGGCUUCGACGACCUUCUCAACGGUAGCGGGAAGCCCGCAGCCGCCGGCGCGGCGCCGAAGCUCAAGCUCAAGACGAUCCCGCCGCCCGCGGCGGCGCCUGCGCUGCCAAAAUUCAAGAUCAAGGCGCAUGUGGUGUCGGCGAAGCCGGCUGGGGGCCGCAGGGUGAUCGACAGCGACUCGGACAGCGACGGCGACGCGGCGUUCGAGGGCUUGCUGGACUCGGAGUGA